AUGGAGCAGAAACUAACUACAGGCGACUUAGUGCUGUGCAAAGUGGGCUCUUUUGCGCCGUGGCCCGCGGUGGUCUUCCCACAACGACUGCUGCGCAAGGACGUGUACAGGCGACGCAGGGCUGAGUGCGUAGCAGUUUGUUUCUUCAACGAUGAGACGUACUACUGGGACAAGCCUGCGAGGUUGAAGCGGCUGACGAAGAGCACGAUUGAGCGGUUUCUGGAAGACGCCCCCGCCACAGAGGACCCAGGACUUGUAGGGGCCUACGAAGAAGCUCGGGACUACACUUCGCUGCACGAGUUUGUAAUGCAGAGGCUGGAGGAAGAGAACAGGAUAGAGGAGUGGGAGAAGAGCGCUGAGGCGGACACCAAGGUCGAGGCAGGGCAAGACCCAUUCGAGGGCCGGCCCGCUGGCCUCAAGGCCGGCGGAGCCAAGCUCAGAAAGAGCUCUGCAUCCGCAUCGCCGCCGCGCGGUUACCCGAAAGCACGCAGAGCUGCCAGUGGCAGCGCCGAUGGCAGCAUUGGUACCAAAUCAAGCUCCGCUUCCCUCAAGUCGCGCUCGAUGCCCGAGUCGCCCUCUGCGGUCAAAAAACUAUCGCGCCUAGACCAUGCCAAGCGUGUAGAGAUCUCACUGCUAUUUCGCUGCAAGCUCCAGCGGAACCUGGUGCAGCGCGAGCUUCCACCUGGCCCUGACGAGAUCAAAGAGUCCCACAAGCUUCUUGGAAAAAUCACCGAAAACACGCUGGCCAAUCCACAGUUCUUCGACUUCGAGGCCCUGAAGCACAGCAAACUGCACAAACUGCUCAAGGUCAUUACCAAUGACGAUAACCUUGCCGAGUUCCACCGGGAAUGCAAUGACAUCCUGGCCAGCUGGUCUCCCGUCAUAGCAGAAUUAAAAAAGGACAAACUCAACCAGCGCCGCGAUACUUAA
Molecule: messenger RNA, 930 nt
Organism: Lachancea thermotolerans CBS 6340
Lineage: Eukaryota; Fungi; Ascomycota; Saccharomycetes; Saccharomycetales; Saccharomycetaceae
Gene: PDP3
Product: Pdp3p
Exons: 1
Coding region: 1-930 (309 amino acids)
Source: RefSeq, a predicted model, not a curated record